AUGAAGUCCACUCAGGCACUUGGCUGGGUCAAGCUCUUCUGGAACGCCCCCUUAUCUUCCCUUUCCUUCAUGAACACGCGAAGCACAAUAAUUCACUUUCACUCCACUCGAGACAAACAACCUCGGGGCCCUGGAACUGAGGGUCAGGAAAAAGUCAACUUCGAUGAGCUCGAGAACAAAUCGACCAAGCCAAACGCACAGCAUCCCACCCCCAAGAACGAGCAUCGUGGCCAGUCCAAACCGCAUGAGAAUGAAUCUACCCAGGCACCUCCUACUCACGGAACUUCCAAGAAUCACUGA
Molecule: messenger RNA, 300 nt
Organism: Clonostachys rhizophaga
Lineage: Eukaryota; Fungi; Ascomycota; Sordariomycetes; Hypocreales; Bionectriaceae
Source: the annotation of a GenBank genome assembly